GAGUGGUGACAAAUGCGAAAACCUAGGUUCUCCAAAUCCAAAGUUAUUUCGAACGAAUUCGUUUCACUCAGUGUGUUCAUUGCAUCAUCCAAUACACGUUGAUAUUACAUAGACAGUUUCUUAGAAGUUUUGGUUUUCAUUCUCGUCGAAUUCGAAUUUUUUUUGCUGUUAAAAUUACCGUAUUUGCGUUCAGCUGCACGUUUUUAACUUGACUUCCCUUAUAAAUUGGAAUCACAAACGUGCAACAUUUUAGUCAUUAAUAGCCCUGCAAUCGUUUAGGAUGCUCAUAAGCCGAAACUCUUCCUCACGUUCAAUAUAUAAUUUGAUCGACAUUUAUUAGUUAAACGUGAACUUGAAAUAAUAUCCCAAGAAAGACUUAUUUUCUUUAUUGUUUGAAUUUUUGUGUAAUUUUUUGUAAAACGUGCAUGUGUUAUGUGUGUGUAUAAGUUUUUAUUGCAAUCUUUCGGUAAUAUUUCAACACAUUAUCGAGAAUAGCACAGUUUUUUUGCACGAUAUUUAUUCAAUUCAAACUGUGCACCACGGAAAUUAAGUUGAAAAAAAAAAUAAAAAAUAGAAAGAGAAAAACCACGACAAUAUGGGUUUAUUUGAAACAUUGUCGCGAAAGAAGCCAAUAAGCGAUUCUUCGCCUACACAAUUGGCCAAAGUAUUGUCUGCACUUGAUUUGACGUUGCUUGGCAUUGGCAGUACACUUGGAGUUGGUGUUUAUGUACUGGCCGGUCAAGUAGCCAAAGAGAAAGCAGGACCAGCGGUCAUCUUUAGUUUUAUGAUUGCGGCAAUUGCAAGUGUUUUGGCGGGUCUAUGCUAUGCAGAAUUUGGUGCAAAAGUUCCACGAGCUGGUUCCGCCUACGUGUACUGCUAUGUAACAAUUGGUGAAUUUAUCGCAUUCAUUAUCGGAUGGAAUUUAAUUCUGGAAUAUUCAAUAGGUGCUGCAAGUGUUGUAAAAGGAUUUAGCACAUACGUGAAUUCAUCGACUGGCAUAAAUAAUUUUAUGAUUGAGUAUAUGCCUCUCAAUGUGCCGGGGUUAUCUCAAUUUCCAGACGUUUUUGCAUUCAUUGUGACCAUAAUCUUUUCAUUGGCCGUCGCAUUUGGAGCAAAAGAAUCAUCGAUUUUGAACAAUAUUUUUACGUUCCUCAAUUUAUCGGUGGUAUUAUUUGUCAUCAUUGCUGGCAGUUUUAAAGCGAAUGCAUCAAAUUGGAGUAUACCAGCUGUAAAUGUGCCGAAUGGUACUAAAACAAAUUAUGGUACUGGUGGAUUUAUGCCGUACGGAUUUACGGGCAUUUUGAAAGGUGCUGCAACGUGUUUUUACGGUUUUAUCGGUUUUGAUUGUAUUGCAACUGCUGGUGAAGAGGCGAAAAAUCCAAAACGAUCAAUGCCAAUUGCAAUUAUUCUUUCAUUGUUAGUCAUCUUUUUGGCCUACUUUGGCAUUUCAAUCGUUUUAACAAUGAUGCUGCCAUACUUUGAUCAGGAUGUAAACGCUCCAUUGAUCUAUGUAUUCGAUCGAAUCGGAUGGACAGUGCCGAAAUAUAUUGUUACAAUUGGUGCGACAUUCGGUUUGAUGGCCAGUUUAAUGGGUGCGAUAUUUCCUUUGCCACGUAUCGUGUAUGCGAUGUCAAACGAUGGUUUAAUUUUCGAGUGGUUGGGUCGCAUUCAUCCGCGAUUCAAAACACCAUUGUUGGGAACACUUUUUAUUGGCACAUUAACCGGACUGUUGGCUGCAUUCUUCAAUUUAUCGCAACUAGUCGAUAUGAUGUCGAUUGGAACGUUGAUGGCUUAUUCAAUUGUGGCCGCAUGCGUUCUUUUACUACGUUAUGAAUUCGAUGCCGAAGCUGAAAAACCGAAUGAAUCAGCGCCAUUUUUUCAAAACAUGAAUCGAUUGCUAUGGAACUUGGAUAAUUCAAAAACACCAACCAAACUCACUGCAAACAUAGUUACAUGGGCGGUUACUGCUUUUUGUUCCGUUUGCAUUUUAUUUGCAUUGGUCAUUGAAAAGUGUUCAGAUAAAUUACUCGAUUCGGUUUGGUGGUCAUGGACACUUUUAGGAGUCAUUGGUCUGAUCAUGAUAUUGAUUUUAUUUGUGAUUUCACGCCAACCCACCGCAAGUACCUACCGCAGUGACUCAUUUAAGACCCCUUUCACACCGUUUUUACCGGGAAUUUCGAUUAUCAUAAAUAUGUAUCUUAUGUUUAUGCUUGAUAUUAUGACAUGGAUUCGAUUUGUCGUGUGGAUUGUGAUGGGAUUGACAAUCUAUCUAUCGUAUGGCGUAUGGAAUAGCAAAGAACGUCGUCGUCAUCGUCGCCAACAACAAGCCUAUGUGAACGACAUAAAAAACGAAGGCAGUCCAUUUAUAAGCAAUAAAGAAACAGUUCUGGUACAAUAGAAAUUGUGCUGAAUUUCAAUUUUAAACACAGAUAUUUUUUUGACAAUAUACAUACUUUCAUAUUAGUUAUUAUUAGUAUUAGAAUCCUUUCAACUCUAACCGUAUUUUCCAGAAAAUCUGUCAGUCAAUCAAUCGAAAAUUAAUAAAAACGAGAAAUAUUCUAUUUUGCAAAUUA
Molecule: messenger RNA, 2573 nt
Organism: Contarinia nasturtii (swede midge)
Lineage: Eukaryota; Metazoa; Arthropoda; Insecta; Diptera; Cecidomyiidae
Product: high affinity cationic amino acid transporter 1-like
Exons: 3
Coding region: 596-2398 (600 amino acids)
Biological process (GO): amino acid transport; transmembrane transport
Cellular component (GO): plasma membrane
Molecular function (GO): amino acid transmembrane transporter activity
Source: RefSeq, a predicted model, not a curated record